Molecule: messenger RNA, 12355 nt
Organism: Hydractinia symbiolongicarpus
Lineage: Eukaryota; Metazoa; Cnidaria; Hydrozoa; Anthoathecata; Hydractiniidae
Product: dynein axonemal heavy chain 3-like
Exons: 85
Coding region: 56-12238 (4060 amino acids)
Biological process (GO): microtubule-based movement
Cellular component (GO): dynein complex
Molecular function (GO): dynein intermediate chain binding; dynein light intermediate chain binding; minus-end-directed microtubule motor activity
Source: RefSeq, a predicted model, not a curated record
UUUCAGUAUACUAACAAAAAUGAAAAAUCAAGUGUAUGAUUUCAACUAAAUCCUGAUGGCUCUUGAGAGAGUAAAGGAAGGCAAUAUGCCAAUUUUUGCCAGCUCACAGUCAAGAGGUCUACCAUCACUACCACUACUUCCACCAAAUAAAAGCCAGUCUGAUCUGUACAAGAUCGUGAACAAACAUGGUCAGUUUCCACCAAUAAUGAAACCAUCAUCCUGGACGAAAGCUGCGCCUUACAAGGAGACACCAUUUCAUCGUACACCAAGUGAAUCCAUUGCAAACAACUUUUCUCCAAAGGCACAAAACCUUAAACUAAAGACAUUAUUAAGACAGAGACAAAAGAAAAUAAAUGCUAAUUCUGCAUCUAUUGUUAGACAAUAUGAAGGGGUGAAAAGAAGAAGUGCAACUCCCUUGGACCACCAACAAGAUCAAAAAAGAUUACAUUUAAGCAGAAGCCGACCUUUGACUCCACAUGAACAAAGAGUAAUUAUGGAGAGAGAAGAUGCAGUUAACAAAAACGAAAAGUGUGUUCCAUCUGAGCAAGAUUUGGAGCGCUAUUACUAUUACAUUAAUUACGGAGUUUCAAGAGAUGACAUUCUUGUCCCUGAUGAUAUAUUUGUUGAUCACAUUUUGACAUUCAGAAUUCUGCCUCAGUUUAACUUUAACAACAACAACAACAACAACAACAACAAUUACAAUAAUGAUAACAACCAUGUAAAACUUAUUGACGAAUUAAAAAAAGAAGUUUAUGAAGACUAUAACUUUAGUUCUCGUAAAGCUAUUGUGGAUUACAUUUUGCGAGAUGAGAAAGAAAGGAAGAGAUUGUUUAUAAAAGCCAUUCCUAAACCUUACUAUGUGAAGUUAACAAAGAAAUUAGCAGAUUUUAUGUUUAUUAGAUGCUACCGAUCUCCUGUCCCCUGGCAUGACAGAUUCAAAACUGUAAAGGAAUACAUUCACAAACAUCUAUUUAUCACAAACCCGCUAACAACAUCUCUACAAAAUCUCUGGUAUGAAAGGUUCGCAUCAAGCAGAUUUAUCGAUAUUAAAAAACUAGCCAACGUAAACCUUCCAUUGACGUUAGAAAGUUUUAAAGACCUUACGGAGGAAUUUUGCAGAAUGGGAAAGAAUUACUUAAAAACUGAAUGGAUUCCUGAAUGCGCAAAGUUAUUCAAAGAAAUGGAAAAUGCGUGGCACAUGCUAUUACCGAAACAUGACUCAGACAGUACACAAUUGGUGCAAGAAUUUUUUACGUGUGUCUCGACAGUAAUGUCAAUACAACUAAGAAGCAUGGUCAUCAAUUCUUUAAAAGAUUUUGUUCAGUUUUUAAAGAUAUACUCUGCUGGUAAUGAUUUUGAUGUGCCAUAUAAACCGCUACAAUAUGUUUUCCCACAGAUUUUGAUGAUUGAUGUUUUAACAAAAGAUCGCAAAGAAAUCAUUUUUAAUCCUCCUCUCAUGGAUAUCCACAAUGUACUGGCCACCAUCUUUAAAAAUAUUGUUGAUAGUGGUAAAGGGAUACCAAGGGUAGAAACUUUGAUCUUCAAUGAACUUCGUACAAAAAAACUGUAUCUCCGAACAGUUAGUCCAGACGAAAUUGUUGUUAAAGAGCUUUUGGAAGAAGGCUUGUCUGUAUUUAGAAUGAACAUGGUUGGACCACAAAAAUAUUUAGAGACUUACAAUAUCUACCAAGACCUUCUUAAUGGAAGAGGAGAUAAUGCUGUUGCAAAAUUUCUAGUGGAAAAUCAUUAUCUUGGGGCAUUCUCAAAGAAAAUAGAUGCAUAUCAAAAGUUGUCAGAUGAGAUUUCUGGUCUUCACAUAACAGUACCACUGAACAUGUUUUGUUUGAACUGUCAACAGUUGAAUGACGAGCUUGUCACUAGAUGUAAUACUUUAGCAAAUAAGAUGAUCACGUUUAUUGUUGAUCAAAAUCGAGAACUAAACAAAAACCUUUGUCACUUGUAUGAUGAUGUUUCUGAUCGUUGUCAAGAAAUGCCUGACACAACAAAAGAAAUAGUUGAAUUGGUACAUUACUUGAGUGAUGCGAGUACUGUUAAAGUUGUCACACUGCAAAGUCAAGUCAAUGAAGCUGCAGAGAGAUUACAAUUUCUCCUAACCUAUGCCCAUUUGUCUGAGGAAGACACCAAACUUAAUAGUAAUGUGUUUGGAUGGCCCAAACGAAUUCAAAAGAUUUUUGAGCUUAGUGAUAACAGGAUACGAACUCGAAAAGAAAAUGCUGCAAAUGAUUUGAAAAAGAAGUUGGAAGAUUUUAAAGAGAAAUUAGAACUGUGUCACAAAGAUGUUGACCAAUUUAGAAAGAAAGAGGUGAUGAGCUCUGAAGAAGUUGUGAAAAAUGUUCAAAAAUUGGAUGAACUUGAUGCAUUUAUUGAAGAAGCAAGAUUAGAAGCUGAGCUUUUAAAUAAAGAUGAAGAACUCUUGGAGUGGGAAGUUACUCAAUUUUCAACAUUAGCAGGAAUUAUGGCUAUUAAAGAACCUUAUGAUCGUUUAUGGAGGACUGCAUUACAAUUUAAUAACAGCUAUGAUGAAUGGAUGAAUGGUCCGUUUAUCAACAUUAAUGCAGAAAAUGUUGAAGACAGUAUCUCGACAAUGUGGAGGACAAUGUUUAAACUUGGAAAAACAUUUGCUGAUGCUGCUGGUCCACGUCGUGUUUCUGAGAGCAUAAAAACAAAAAUUGAUAAAUUUAAAAAUAAUUUGCCCUUGUUGAGUUGUAUAUGUAAUCCAGGAUUACGAGACCGACAUUGGACGCAGAUUAGUGAAGCUGUUGAAUUGGAUGUACGGCCAGAUUCAACGACAUCGUUGUCACACAUGAUUGAAUUUGGUCUUCAGAAAUAUCUUGACAGAAUGAAUGAAAUUAGCAGUUCUGCAAGCAAAGAGUAUUCUCUGGAAAAGGCCAUGGAGAAAAUGAAGAACGAAUGGAAUGAUAUGUUAUUUGAAUUCACAGCAUAUCGAGACUCUGGUAUAUCUAUUUUAUCAGCUGUUGACGAUGUGCAGUUGUUGCUGGACGAUCACAUAAUCAAGGCACAAACCAUGAGUGGUUCACCUUUCAUAAAACCUUUUGAGAAAGAAAUCAAAGAAUGGUGUGAACGAUUGAUUAUGAUACAAGACAUACUUGACAACUGGUUAAAAUGCCAAGCAACAUGGAUGUACUUGGAACCUAUAUUCAGUUCAGAAGAUAUCUUGGCACAAAUGCCUGAAGAAGGACGCAAGUUUGGAAUUGUUGAUGGCUACUGGAAAGAUAUAAUGAUAGAAGCGAUCAAAGAUGACCACGUUCUUGUGUGCACAGAUCAACCUAACAUGCUUGGUAGAUUAAUUGAAGCAAAUCAAUUGCUGGAGGAGAUUCAAAAAGGCUUAAAUGCUUAUUUAGAGCAAAAACAAUUGUUUUUUCCAAGAUUCUUCUUUUUGUCAAAUGAUGAACUCCUCGAAAUACUAUCUGAAACAAAGGAUCCACUACGGGUGCAACCACAUUUAAAGAAAUGUUUUGAAGGAAUUGCAAAAUUGGAAUUUACUGAACAACAAGAGAUUGUUGGUAUGAUCAGUGCAGAGAAUGAAAAUGUUCCUUUCAGUAAAAAGAUUGUUCCGGCUGAUGCAAAGGGUAUGGUUGAGAAGUGGCUUAUACAAGUUGAAGAGGUGAUGAUGCUUAGUUUAAGACAAGUGACAAGUGAAGCACUAAAGGGUUAUACAGAAGUACCAAGAGAGAAUUGGGUGCAAGAGUGGCCGGGUCAAAUUGUCAUUGCUGUUAGCAGCAUAUUUUGGACCACAGAGGUGUAUAAUGCCAUCUUGAAAGAAAAUGGUUUGAAGAAAUACUUGCAAGUUUCCAAUGAGCAGAUUAAUAAAACUGUUGAACUUGUGCGUGGUAAACUCGACAAAGGUGUUCGUGUAACUCUUGGCGCACUUGUUGUUAUUGACGUACAUGCUCGAGAUGUUGUGGAGAAAAUGGCGAAUGAUGGUUUGAGUGAUCCAAACGAUUUUAUGUGGAUUGCACAGUUGCGUUAUUAUUUUGAAGAAGGUAUGGUAGCUGUACGUAUGAUAACAACAACAAUAAUGUAUGGCUACGAGUAUCUUGGUAAUUCAGGACGUUUGGUGAUAACUCCCCUUACUGAUCGUUGUUACAGAACUUUGAUGGGUGCUUUAAAGUUGAAUCUUGGAGGAGCUCCUGAAGGGCCUGCCGGUACUGGCAAAACAGAAACAUCAAAAGAUUUAGCGAAAGCAGUUGCAAAACAGUGUGUUGUCUUUAAUUGCUCUGAUGGAUUGGAUUACAAAGCAAUGGGAAAAUUUUUUAAAGGUCUUGCACAAGCUGGUUGUUGGGCCUGUUUUGACGAGUUCAACAGAAUUGAGUUAGAGGUAUUAUCAGUGGUUGCUCAGCAGAUCUUAACCAUACAACGCGCAAUAGCCUCACAUUGCAAAACCUUUCUUUUUGAAGGGACUGAGCUUGUUCUCAACCCAACAUGUACCAUGUUUAUCACAAUGAAUCCUGGGUAUGCUGGUAGACAGGAGUUACCUGAUAAUCUAAAAGUCUUGUUCAGAACUGUUGCAAUGAUGGUUCCAGACUAUUCUCUCAUUUCAGAAAUUUCACUUUAUUCGAUGGGAUUUGUCAAUGCAAGAGCACUUGCUGUGAAAAUUGUUGAGACUUACAAACUAUGCUCAGAACAACUUUCUUCCCAGUCUCAUUAUGAUUAUGGUAUGCGUGCUGUAAAGUCUGUGUUAACUGCAGCAGGAAACUUGAAACUGAGGUUGCCUAAUGAUGAUGAAAGUGAAUUAGUUUUGCGUGCUAUUUUGGAAGUCAAUUUGGCAAAGUUUUUGUCACAGGAUGUGCCUUUGUUUGAAGGCAUCAUAUCUGAUCUUUUUCCUGGAACUUCAUGGCCCAACCCAGAUUAUGGUGCACUGAUGGAUGCAAUGGUGAGCAACUGUAAGAAGUAUGGUUUACAAGCAACGGAUUGGUAUUUGAAAAAAAUCAUCCAGAUCUAUGAAAUGAUGAUUGUUCGUCAUGGUUUUAUGAUUGUUGGAGAACCUCUCGGUGGAAAAACAAAAGCUUAUAAGGUACUUGCUGAUGCUAUGGAAGAUUUAGAAAAAAUGGAAGUUCAAGACUUUUUUAAGGUGAAGUACAAAAUUAUCAAUCCAAAAUCUAUUAAAAUGGGCCAACUUUAUGGCAACUUCGAUCCAGUCUCUCACGAAUGGUCAGAUGGUGUACUUGCUGUUUCAUUUCGUGAACAAGCAGCUUCUCAAACUGACGAUAGGAAAUGGAUAUUGUUUGAUGGGCCUGUUGAUGCAGUGUGGAUUGAAAAUAUGAACACUGUUCUAGACGACAACAAAAAGCUUUGCUUAAUGAGUGGUGAAAUUAUUCAAAUGAAUAACAAACAGAGUUUAAUUUUUGAAACAUCCGACUUGGAGCAAGCUUCUCCUGCUACUGUUAGUCGCUGUGGAAUGAUAUACCUUGAACCUCAUCAGCUUGGCUGGAAACCUUUCAUGGAAUCUUAUUUGGAUGAACUUUCAGACUUUUUAAAUAAAGACCAAGUUCACUUUGUUAGAGAUUUAUUUGAGUGGUUAAUGCAACCUUCGCUAGAUUUUAUCCGUCAUGAAUGCAAAUUAAUCAUUUCAAUGUCUCCAAUGUUUCUUGCGAAAAGUUUCAUGACAUUGUAUAAAUGUCUUCUUGAUGAAAUCAGAGGCCAGGGAACAGCUGAAGGUUCACAGAGAAUGUCAUCAGGCCAGAUCAUGUCAUGGCUAGCCAGUUUGUUUAUAUUUGCAUUGGUAUGGUCUCUUGGCGCACUAGUAGAUGGAAAUGGCCGUGUGAAGUUUGAUGAAUUCUAUCGCCAGUUAAUCACUGGACAUGACCAAUCUCAUCCAAAACCAAAACAUCUAAAGAUUGGGAAGCAUAACUUAUUUCCUGAAGCUGGCAUGAUCUAUGACUAUGUGUUUGUAAAACAUGCAAAUGGUUCUUGGUCCCGAUGGCUUGACACCAUCAACAAGAGCAGUUUGGUUAUUUCAAAGAAUGCGAAGGUGAACGAGUUAAUCAUUAAUACUGAUGAAACUGUGCGACAAACAUAUUUCUUGAAUACGUUUAUAUCUCACGAUUGCCCAAUGAUGUUUGUUGGCAACACUGGGACUGGUAAAUCAGCCAUCACCAAUGAUCAUCUUGUAAAAUUACCUAGAGACAAGUAUAUUCCAAUCAAUGUUAAUUUCUCAGCACGGACAAGUGCACAGCAAACUCAAGACAUAAUUAUGUCUAAACUUGAUAGGCGUCGCAAGGGUGUGUAUGGUCCACCACCGGGAAAAAGAUGUGUUGUUUUUGUCGAUGAUUUAAAUAUGCCAGCCAAAGAAAAGUAUGGUGCUCAACCACCGAUCGAGUUGUUAAGACAGUGGAUAGAUCAUAAAAAUUGGUAUGAUUUGAAAGACACCUCAACUAUAAUUCUUGAUGAUGUGCUGCUUGUCACAGCUAUGUGUCCACCUGGAGGAGGACGUAACGACAUCACAGAUAGAUUUACACGUCACAUGAAUGUGAUAUCAAUUGCAGAUUUCGAUGACAAUACAUUAACGAAAAUAUUCUCAUCGAUAUGUGAUUGGCACUUCAGUAAUGGUUUUGAUACAUCCUUUGUAAGACUGGGGAAGAUUGUUGUUAUGGCAACCAUGCAGGUGUACAAAGCAGCUAUUGGCAACUUCCUGCCCACCCCUACAAAAUCACAUUAUGUGUUCAAUUUGCGAGAUUUUUCAAGAGUUGUGAGAGGUGUGCUGCUGGUACCUAGCUCACAUAUGGAAGACGGAGACAAACUUAUUCGACUGUGGGUCCAUGAGGUUUACCGAGUGUUUUACGACCGUCUCAUUGAUGAAUCUGACCGGUUGUUUUUUUUCAACCUCAUUGGAGAAACGACAAAGAAGCAGUUUAAUAAGGAUAUCAAUGCAUUACUAAAACAUCUUGUUCCUAGUGGAAAACUCACUGAUGAUCAUGUGCGCUCUCUCUUCUUUGGCGAUUACAUGAAUCCAGAUUCUCCAGAUAAAAUAUACAACGAAGUCACUGAAAUAGAUACUUUAACAUCUCGGAUAGAAUCAUAUUUAGAUGAAUAUAAUUUGAUGAGCAAAGCUCCCAUGUCAUUGGUGAUGUUUAAGUUUGCCAUUGAGCAUGUGUCAAGAGUUUCGCGUGUUCUUAAGCAAGCCAAUGGGCAUGCUUUGCUAGUUGGUAUUGGUGGAAGUGGGCGUCAAAGUGUCACAAAAUUGGCUGCACAUAUGGCUGACUACGAUCUAUUUCAAAUCGAAAUCACUAAAAGUUAUUCCAAAACUGAUUGGAGAGAUGACUUAAAGAAGCUCCUUAUAAAAUCUGGCGUGGAAGGGAAGUCGACAGUAUUCCUGUUUAGCGAUAACCAAAUCAAAGAAGAAUCAUUUGUGGAGGAUAUCAACAUGAUCUUGAACACUGGCGAUGUGCCGAAUAUUUUUGCAAGUGACGAAAAGGCUGAAGUUAUUGAAAAAAUGCAGGGAGUUGCUAGAUUGGAGGGAAGAAAAAUUGAUGCUACACCACUAGCGAUGUACAACUUCUUUAUUGAUCGCGUCAAAUCGAAUUUACACAUUGUGCUUGCAAUGAGCCCAAUUGGUGAUGCGUUUCGAAAUCGCUUGCGUAUGUUUCCUUCACUUAUUAACUGCUGCACGAUUGAUUGGUUCCAGGCAUGGCCAGAUGACGCUUUAGAAAUGGUUGCAAAUAAAUUUUUGCAAGACGUUGAAAUGGAAGAGCAUGUUCGAAAUGCUUCAGUGGUCAUGUGUAAAUCAUUUCAUGAGAGUGUAAGAAAGCUAUCUGAAAGAUACUUCGAAGUCCUACGUCGCCACAAUUACGUCACUCCAACAUCUUAUCUUGAACUUAUUCAAACUUUCAAAAGUCUGCUGCGUACCAAACGUGAAGAAACGAUGUCGCUAAAGAAUCGAUACAUCAUUGGAUUGGAAAAGCUUGAGUUUGCUGCGUCGCAGGUCAGCGUUAUGAAGGAUGAAUUGAUUGCAUUGCAACCAAAACUUGUGGAAACGUCUGCUGAAACAGAAAAACUGAUGGUGAAGAUUGCACAGGACACAGUUGAAGUUGAGGCGAAGAAAGAGGUUGUAUCUGCAGAUGAGGCUGUUGCAAACGAAGCAGCAGCUGUAGCACAAGGAAUUAAAUCAGAGUGUGAAGCUGAUCUAGCUGAAGCCAUUCCUGCUUUGGAGGCUGCUGUAUCUGCAUUGAAUACAUUGAAACCAAGUGAUAUCAGUCAAGUGAAAGCAAUGAAGAAUCCUCCUGGAAUUGUCAAGCUAGUUAUGGAAGCUGUGUGUAUUAUGAAAAGUAUAAAACCAGAACGUAAGCCAGAUCCGUCUGGUUCUGGCAAGAUGAUCGAAGACUAUUGGGGACCCUCACAGAAAAUCUUAGGCGACAUGAGAUUUCUAGACAGUUUGAAAGCAUACGAUAAAGACAACAUCCCUCCUGCUAUCAUGAAAGUCAUCAGAGCGAAAUAUGCUACAAACGAUCAAUUCGUUCCUGAGAUUGUACGACAAGCCUCGACAGCUUGUGAAGGUUUGUGUAAAUGGGUUCGAGCGAUGGAAGUUUAUGAUCGAGUUGCUAAGGUGGUCGCUCCGAAGAAAUUAAAACUCGCUGAAGCAGAAGAAGAACUUAGCGUGCAAAUGGCGAAGUUGAACGAAAAGAGAGCUGAGUUAAAAGAGGUGUCUGAUAAGCUACAAGCAUUGAACGAUGAACUUGAGUUGAUGACAAAGAAGAAGCAGGACUUAGAAGCUAAUAUAAUUCUCUGCGAACAGAAGCUCGAUCGUGCAGAAAAAUUGAUAGGAGGGCUUGGUGGUGAGAAAACAAGAUGGACUGAGACGGCUGCAAAUUUAGCUGGAGUGUACAAUCGGUUAACUGGUGAUGUCUUGCUUUCUUCUGGUGCAGUUGCUUAUCUUGGUGCAUUCACAGUUGACUUCAGAAAUGAAUGUAUCAGUGAAUGGAAAAAGCUGUGCGAAGAGGUCAAAAUUCCAUGCUCAGCAAAUUUUUCAUUGAAUUCAACCCUUGGCGAACCAGUGAAAAUACGAGACUGGCAGAUAGCUGGCCUUCCUGUAGAUGCAUUCUCUAUAGAUAAUGGUAUCAUUGUGAACAGUACCAGAAGGUGGCCACUCAUGAUCGAUCCGCAAGGUCAAGCCAACAAAUGGAUCAAAAAUUUAGAGAAGGAGAAUAAUCUUGCUGUUGUUAAAAUGUCUGAUUCAAAUUAUGCAAGAACGCUGGAAAAUGCUAUUCAGUUUGGAACACCUGUGCUAUUGGAGAAUGUUGGUGAAGAAUUGGACCCAAUGCUAGAACCCAUUCUUCUAAAGCAAACUUUUAAACAAGGUGGUGUUGAGUACAUGAAACUUGGUGAGAACGUUAUCGAGUAUUCGAAAGAAUUCAAAUUCUACAUAACAACAAGAUUGAGAAAUCCUCACUAUCUACCUGAAGUGUCGGUCAAGGUUACUGUAUUAAACUUUAUGAUUACACCACUCGGACUUGAAGACCAACUUCUUGGUAUUGUUGCAGCGAAGGAGAAACCAGACUUGGAAGAGAAGAAAAACAAAUUGGUUUUGGAAAGUGCAGCUAACAAGAGACAGUUAAAAGAGAUCGAAGACAAGAUUUUGUACGUUUUGUCGUCGUCUGAAGGCAACAUUUUAGAAGAUGAAACAGCUAUCAAAGUUUUAUCAUCCUCAAAAGUACUGUCUGAAGAAAUCUCGGAGAAACAGGAGCUUGCUACAAAGACAGAGAAAGAGAUUGACGAUACAAGAAACGGUUAUCAACCUGUAGCCACGCAUUCUUCGGUGUUAUUCUUUUGUAUCUCAGACUUGGCUAACAUUGAACCAAUGUAUCAGUACUCUUUAACGUGGUUUAUAAAUCUCUACAUCAUGUCCAUCGAAAAGAGUUGCAAGUCAGACGAUCUAGACGAACGCAUCGAAAACUUGAACGAUCAUUUCACGCAGAGUAUCUACAAUAAUGUUUGUCGCUCACUGUUCGAGAAAGACAAGCUAUUGUUCUCGCUUAUCCUGACUAUUAAUAUCUUGAAGGGAAUGAAUAAAGUUGAUGAUCAAGUGUGGCGGUUUCUUUUAACGGGAGGCGUUGGUCUUGAUAACCCAUACCCAAACCCUUGCUCUUCUUGGUUGAAUGAACGUUCGUGGUCAGAGCUUGUGCGAGCAUCCGAAUUGCCGAACCUAAUAGGAAUUAAAGAUAGUAUUACUGAUCCUGGCUGGAAAAUAUUUUAUGAUUCUGCUGCACCACAUAAAGAAAAAUUUCCGGCUGGUUGGGACGACAAAUUAAAGGACUUAGACAGACUUGUAGUUCUUCGCUGCAUUCGACCAGACAAAGUUGUGCCGAUGGUUCAGGAUUAUAUCGUAGAAAACAUGGGCAGGACAUACGUAGAACCACCUACGUUCAAUCUACCGCUAAGUUUUAGCGAUGCCAGUUGUGUCACACCGCUCAUAUUUGUGUUGUCGCCCGGUGCUGAUCCCAUGGCUGCUCUACGAAAAUUUGCAGAAGAAAAAGGAUUCGGUGGGGACAGAAUUCAAACGAUAUCUUUAGGUCAAGGUCAGGGUCCCAUCGCACAUAAAAUGAUCAAAGAUGCUCUCGAAAAUGGUACAUGGGUCGUGUUACAAAAUUGCCACGUGGCUACGAGUUGGAUGCCCACAUUGGAAAAGAUCUGCGAGCAGGAAAUCACACCCGAGAAUGCGCACCAAGAUUUUAGAAUCUGGCUGACUAGUUAUCCUUCUCCAGAUUUCCCAGUGUCUAUUUUGCAGAACGGUGUGAAGAUGACUAACGAACCGCCGAAAGGAUUGCGUGCAAAUGUUCUCAGAUCAUACACCAAUGAUCCUAUAUCCGAUUCUGAAUUCUUUACAAAUUGUACGAAGACAAACGAAUGGAGAAAGAUGCUGUUUGGACUCUGCUUUUUUCAUGCUUUGGUACAAGAAAGAAGAAAUUUUGGUCCGCUGGGUUGGAAUAUUCCUUACGAGUUUAACGAAUCAGACCUUCGCAUCAGCAUGCGACAGUUACAGAUGUUUUUGAAUGAAUACGAUGUCGUCCCAUUGGAAGCGUUGACUUAUUUAUUUGGCGAGUGUAACUACGGUGGUCGGGUGACAGAUGAUAAAGACAGGCGCUUGUUGAUGUCAUUGCUACACAAGUUUGUCUGCGAGGAGAUUAUUAUAAGUGAUGAGUAUAUAUUUUCGCCAAGCGGAGUUUACUACGCUCCCAAAACAAGUCCAUAUGAGACAUACGUGGAGUACAUACGCGACUUACCGUUAAUUCCACAUCCUGAGGUGUUUGGAUUGCAUGAAAAUGCUGAUAUUACGAAGGAACAAAAGGAGACACAAAACCUUUUCGAAAGUAUUUUACUGACACUCCCACGACAAUCAAGUGGUGACGGCAAAUCUCCAGCAGCAACCGUGGGUGAAUUGGCGGCAGACAUUCUCUUGAAGUUUCCCCCUCCUUUCGAUAUCGAGAUGGUGAUGGAAAAGUAUCCUGUGUUGUACGAAGAAUCGAUGAAUACUGUGUUGAGACAGGAGUUGAUUCGUUUCAAUCGUUUGAUCGUUGUCGUGAGAGCGUCGCUCGCUAACAUACAAAAAGCGAUUAAGGGUUUAGUUGUGAUGUCAUCAGAAUUAGAAGAUGUGUUUGACAACAUGUUGUUGGGAAAAGUACCAGCUGUGUGGGCGGCCAAGUCCUACCCUUCACUAAAACCACUUGGAAGUUACAUUGUGGAUCUGUUGGACAGAUUGAAAUUCUUUCAAGAUUGGAUUGAUCAUGGCAUACCGAGUGUGUUUUGGGUAUCGGGUUUUUACUUUACGCAGUCAUUUUUAACAGGUGCUGCACAAAAUUAUGCUCGUAAAUAUGUCAUGCCAAUCGACCAUGUCGGUUUUCAGUUUUACGUUUUGGAUAAAGAUGCUAACGUCAGUAUGCGACCUGAAGAUGGAGUGUACAUCAAAGGUUUGUUUCUCGAAGCUGCAAGAUGGGAUUACGAAGCAAAAGCACUUAGUGAAUCGCAUCCUAAAGUUCUUUUUGAAGAAAUGCCGACUAUGUGGCUUGUUCCCGGAGAGAAGAAAACAUUCAAACCUCCACCCUGUUAUAAUUGUCCGGUGUACAAAACCAGCGCCCGGAGAGGUACUCUUAGUACGACCGGUCACUCUACAAACUUUGUGAUGUAUAUGCAAAUACCAAGCGACAAAGAUGAAAGUCAUUGGACUAAUCGAGGCGUGGCGUUACUUUGCCAACUGGAUGAUUAAUGUUUUUGUAAAACAAACUUUCCAUUGUAUAUAUGUACAUGUUCGAACUGUUUAAAAUUUGUAUUUUUGUGAAUAUGGACAUUUUUAACUUAUCAUAAGAAUUGGUAAUAUAACGUG